Molecule: messenger RNA, 629 nt
Organism: Hibiscus syriacus
Lineage: Eukaryota; Viridiplantae; Streptophyta; Magnoliopsida; Malvales; Malvaceae
Product: transmembrane protein 230-like
Exons: 2
Coding region: 146-454 (102 amino acids)
Cellular component (GO): endomembrane system
Source: RefSeq, a predicted model, not a curated record
UUCCCACGACAUAUGUUGCCCAAUUUUGUUUCAAUUUUUUGACUUUUGACCUUUCCCCUUUCUUGUUCUUAGGCAGCUAAAAAUUUCCUCCAAAAUCCCAAAUUCAUCUCCUCAAAUCCAAUUCCAUAGUACACGGAAGUAAAAAAUGUACGUAGAACACGCCUUCUCGAUAUCCGACGAGGAUAUCAUCCUAGACAAUCCCUACGCCGUCAACAAUCGUCCUCCCUACAAGGAGAUCGGCCUCGCCGUCGCUCUUCUCGUAUUCGGCACCCUCGGGAUCAUCUUCGGCAUCUUCAUGGCCGUCAACAGAAUUGGCGGUGACCGAGCCCAUGGGCUUUUCUUCGCGAUACUCGGAUCCAUAUUGUUCAUUCCGGGAUUCUAUUAUACGAGGAUUGCGUAUUAUGCGUAUAAGGGAUACAAAGGCUUCUCCUUCUCUAACAUCCCCCCUGUCUAGACCCAAUUCUCCUUCUCCUUCUCCUGCUCCGCCUUAUUGACUGAUCCCCUUUCAUAUAUUUACUUUGUUUUGAAUGUUUCGUUUCUACGGAUUCCAUGGUUCUGCUCUUGACUUCACUUUGUAUGUUAUGUGUUACAUAGUGCAAUUGUCAUCAAUAGUCGUGUUUGUUGUGGUU